This is a messenger RNA of Poecile atricapillus (Black-capped chickadee), 2278 nucleotides long. It is a transcript of the gene ZNF362, whose product is annotated as zinc finger protein 362. Gene Ontology annotation, biological process: negative regulation of transcription by RNA polymerase II; central nervous system development. Gene Ontology annotation, cellular component: nucleus. Gene Ontology annotation, molecular function: DNA-binding transcription repressor activity, RNA polymerase II-specific; RNA polymerase II cis-regulatory region sequence-specific DNA binding. The transcript has 8 exons. The record is from RefSeq and is a predicted model, not a curated record. Lineage: Eukaryota; Metazoa; Chordata; Aves; Passeriformes; Paridae. The coding region runs from base 145 to 1368 and encodes 407 amino acids.
GACUUAGCGGCAGUUGGGUAGGAAGUUGGAAGGCUCUAGUGAGCUCGUGCCCACCCGUGCCAUCAUCUACCUCCCAUCAAUCUGGAGCCUCAGCGACACGUCUCCCCAGGCAGCUGCGCCCACCUGGCUCCAGAGGCCACCCUGAUGGCGGAGCCUCGCUUCAACAACCCGUACUUCUGGCCACCCCCCCCCACCAUGCCCAGCCAGCUGGACAACCUGGUCCUGAUCAACAAAAUCAAGGAGCAGUUGAUGGCGGAGAAGAUCCGCCCCCCACACCUGCCUCCCACCUCGGUGGCCUCGCAGCAGCCCCUCCUGGUGCCCCCCUCUCCUGCUGAGAGCAGCCAGUCCAUCAUGUCCCUGCCAAAGCUGCAGCAGGUGCCGGGGCUGCAUCCCCAGGCCGUGCCCCAGCCUGAUGUGGCCCUGCACGCCAGGCCAGCUACCAGCACUGUCACAGGUACUGUCACAGGGUUGGGGCUGGCAUCCCGUGCACCGGCCGUCAGCACCUCAGAAUCCAGCCCAGGAACGGGGACCACCACCCCCUCGACCCCCACCUCCACCAGCCAGAGCCGCCUCAUCGCCUCCUCACCCACCCUAAUCUCAGGAAUCACCAGCCCCCCCCUCCUCGACUCCAUCAAGACAAUCCAGGGCCACGGCUUGCUGGGAGCACCCAAGGCUGAGCGGGGCCGGAAAAAGAUCAAGGCGGAAAACCCUUCGGGACCGCCGGUGCUGGUGGUGCCCUACCCCAUCCUGGCCUCAGGGGAGACGGCCAAAGAGGGGAAGACGUACAGGUGUAAGGUCUGCCCCUUGACGUUCUUCACCAAGUCGGAGAUGCAGAUCCACUCCAAGUCGCACACAGAGGCCAAGCCCCACAAGUGCCCCCACUGCUCCAAGUCCUUCGCCAAUGCUUCCUACUUGGCCCAGCACCUGCGCAUCCACCUGGGCGUCAAACCCUACCACUGCUCCUACUGUGAGAAGUCCUUCCGCCAGCUCUCCCACCUCCAGCAGCACACCCGAAUCCACACCGGUGACAGACCCUACAAGUGCCCGCACCCCGGCUGCGAGAAGGCCUUCACCCAGCUCUCCAACCUCCAGUCCCACCAGCGCCAGCACAACAAGGACAAGCCCUACAAGUGCCCCAACUGCUACCGGGCGUACACAGACUCGGCCUCUCUGCAGAUCCACCUGUCGGCACACGCCAUCAAGCACGCCAAGGCCUAUUGCUGCAGCAUGUGUGGCCGUGCCUACACCUCGGAGACCUAUCUGAUGAAGCACAUGUCCAAACACACGGUGGUGGAGCACCUGGUCAGCCAGCACUCGCCGCAGCGGACGGAGUCGCCCGGCAUUCCUGUACGGAUCUCCCUCAUCUAAGCGGGGAGGGGACAGGACCCCCCAGAACGAGGAGGAGGAAGAGGAGGAGGAAGGAGGAGGAGGACGUGACCCCCAGCACCGCGGGCUGUGCCCGGGCCUUGCUCCUGCCCGGCUCCCGCAGGUUUGGUGACAUCCAAAGACGGUUUCAGAGCACUUUGAAUCUCUGCGGUUUGGUUUCUUUGGGGGAAGUCAGUAGGGGUGGGGGUGUCCCCCCUGACAGGCCUGCCCUGCCCCCCAUUUUUGGAUACAAAUAUAUAUAUAUAUAUAUAUUUAUUGGCCAAGAACUUGGUGCUGCUAAAGACCAGAAAUUCACCCCAAAAACAAACCGUGGAUGGAGCAAAAAGCAGCUGGGGAGGGGGAAAGUCCCACCACCCCCCCAGACUCUGGGCCCAAGCGCCUCCAUAUAGGGUUGAUUUUUAACCAUUUUGGGGGUUUUUUUUGUGUUCAUUUGGGGUCCCUUUUAAAGGCGAAGCUGCAGGCAGAGCUGCAACCCCCCAGGGACGGCCCCCCCAUUCCGCAGCCCCAGUUUUGGGGGGUUUGGGGGUCCCCCUGCUUUGCCUUGUGCCUGCCUGUACAUACCCCCUGUAUAGAGCCGGGGGGCACUCCCCCCAAACUCAUCUAUAUUCUGUACUUUUUGGUUCAUUUUGGAUAUUAACUGUGUUAUUUUUUAUACACUUUUUAAGCCUUAACUCAGCGUUUCUUUGGUUUUGUUUUGUUUUGUUUUUUCAGGGUGUUUUAUUUACCUUUUAUUAAUUUUUAACCCCCCCUAUUAUUUUUUACCCCCCUAUUAUUUUUCCCCUCAUCCCCUUAUUUUUACCCCCCAUUAUUUCUCCCGUCGAUGUUGUACGAUAUCAAUAUUGUAACUUUUUUUGUCAGCAUGUUAAUACUGUGUAAAUACGCCUCUUAUACA